Messenger RNA from Hansenula anomala, 1455 nucleotides. RefSeq names its product serine/threonine protein kinase CDC7 (gene CDC7). The record is from RefSeq and is a predicted model, not a curated record. The transcript has a single exon. Bases 1 to 1455 code for a protein of 484 amino acids. Gene Ontology annotation, cellular component: nucleus. Gene Ontology annotation, molecular function: ATP binding; protein serine/threonine kinase activity. NCBI's taxonomy places the organism in Eukaryota, Fungi, Ascomycota, Saccharomycetes, Phaffomycetales, Wickerhamomycetaceae. Gene Ontology annotation, biological process: mitotic DNA damage checkpoint signaling; protein phosphorylation.
AUGAAAUCCAAUAAGCCUAUUGCAUCAUCAAAUACUUCACACACUAAUAACCCAACUGCAUUGAAACAUGAACACGCCACAAUUCCAAAAUCUAGAGAUAUUAAGAAAGAACAACCACUUCAACAACAGCCGCCAUCCAAGACCAACCAAAUACGCAAGUCAGAAACAAGAGAAGCUUCAGAUGAUAGUGACAUUCCAUUAGAAAUUUUGGAAGAGAUGGAUAAAGUUCAAGAAACUUUCCAGGAUUUGGAUAAGAAAUAUAGACUUAUUGAUAAAAUUGGUGAAGGGACGUUCUCCACUGUUUAUAAAGCUGAAGAUAUAACCGGGAAAACAAGAUAUCUGAUGGGUGAUUCGAUAUGGAGCUCGCCUGAUAUCAAGAGGCGUAAGACUAAGAAAAAAUCUACAAAAGUUUAUGUUGCAUUGAAACGAAUUUAUGUCACAUCAUCACCCCAAAGAAUUUUCAAUGAAUUGAACUUACUCUAUAUGUUAUCUGGCUCUUCGAGAGUAGCCCCUCUACUGGAAGCUUUAAGGUAUCAAGAUCAAAUUAUAGCUGUCUUACCAUAUUAUGCACAUGCUGAUUUUAGGGAAUUUUUCAGAGAUUUACCUUUGGCAGGUAUCAAAAUCUACAUGUAUGAAUUGUUUGAGGCUUUGAAUUUUGUUCAUGAUAAAAACAUUAUCCAUAGAGAUAUUAAACCAACAAAUUUCUUGUAUGAUCCAUUCAAGAAAAGAGGUGUCUUGGUUGAUUUUGGUUUAGCCGAACAAGAGUUUCCACCAAAUUCUACCGAUAUGAAUGCAGUUGGUUAUUGUCCAUGUGUAUCACAUGAAAGAUUUUCAACAGAGGAAACUCUCAAGGGGUAUCCAAAAGAUGAUCCAAGACCAGGCAGAAGAGCAAAUAGAGCAGGUACUAGAGGUUUUAGAGCGCCUGAAGUUUUGUUCAAAUGUCCAAAUCAAACAAGAAAAAUUGAUAUAUGGUCUGCAGGUGUGAUCCUAUUGACUUUAUUAAGUAGAAGAUUCCCAUUUUUCAACUCACCAGAUGAUAUUGAUGCAUUAGUUGAAUUAACUACAAUCUUUGGUUUGAAGAAAAUGCAAGAAUGCGCCAACCUUCAUGGGCUGGGGCUUGAUUCCACUCUCAACACAUUGAACAAAACGACAACUUUAGAUGAAUUGAUUCAUUGGUGCUUAGCAUUGGAAGAUAAUGGGGACACUUUGCCAAAAGAUUGUGUUGCGUAUGACACUUUGUCUGUAUUCAACACUGAUGGUCAUAUUGUUUUUGGUAAUUCUGAUGAUGACAAGACUAUCUCUUUAAAGAGACAACAUCAAAAUGCUAUAGAAGUUAUGAAUCACUGUUUCGAAUUAGAUCCUUCAAAAAGAAGUUCGGCUGCUCAAAUAUUGAGGCUUCCAUUUUUCAGUAGUAUGAAUGGUGAAGAAGACGAUGAAGUUCUGAUAAUCGAUUAA